Vidua macroura (Pin-tailed whydah) is the source of this 1369-nucleotide messenger RNA. RefSeq lists its product as uncharacterized. The record is from RefSeq and is a predicted model, not a curated record. NCBI's taxonomy places the organism in Eukaryota, Metazoa, Chordata, Aves, Passeriformes, Viduidae. Gene Ontology annotation, biological process: regulation of cell population proliferation. The annotation marks the transcript as partial. The transcript has 7 exons.
AGAGUUGUGGACCUGAAGUACUGCAUUGGCAAUGGCAGUGUCAAUUUCCCGACUCAGCAGAUUCCCAGCGGCAUCUUCAACAACACGCAAGUCAUCAUUGGGGGCCAGUCCCAAAUUGUGACCAUCAACAGGCAAUGGCGUGUGGCAAUCAUUGAGAGAAGGAACGUCACCGGGUCCUGGAAAACCAUCUGGAACUACAACACGGGUGUCAUUGCAACCAAAGUCACGCAACAAAACACCUGCUACAUUUCCAUCAUGAACAGAAGCGAGAUGCCCCGCUUUGAUAACCUGGCCCACCUGGCACAAGAGAGCAGGAACCUGAUUGGCGUUUUUGGAAGACCUACCAAGAAGAUCACCUUUGUCACCAAUGGACUGGUCAACAACCUCUACUCCUACGGAAUAAACAUCGCGGCUAUGUGCAGUGGACUCACCACCUACCUGGCUUCCGAAGUUCACACUUUCCAAGGACCCCAGGGGAAUCUGGGAUCCUGCAUUACCCUCGAUGUCCUGAGAGUUGUAGAGCUGCAGUACUGCAAUAGCAAUGGCAAUUGGAAUGGCAAUUGGAAUGGCAAUUGGAAUGGCAACGGCAAUGGCAACUGGAAUGGCCAAUGGAAUGGCAAUUGGAAUGGCAAUGGCAAUGGCAACUGGAAUGGCCAAUGGAAUGGCAUUGGCAAUGGCAACUGGAACAACAAUUGGAAUGGCAUCGGCAAUGGCAACUGGAACAACAACUGGAAUGGCAAUGGCAAUGACAACUGGAACAACAAUUGGAAUGACAUCGGCAAUGACAACUGGAACAACAACUGGAAUGGGAAAGGCAACUGGAACAACAAUUGGAAUGGCAAUUGGAACGGCAAUGGCAAUUGGAAUGGAAAUUGGAAUGGCAAUUGGAACGGCAAUGGCAAUUGGAACGGCAAUUGGAAUGGCAAUUUCCCGACUCAGCAGAUUCCCAGCGGCAUCUUCAACAACACGCAAGUCAUCAUUGGGGGCCAGUCCCAAGUUGUGACCAUCAACAGGCAAUGGCGUGUGGCAGUCAUUGAGCAAAGGAGCUACAGCGGGUCCUGGAAAACCGUCUGGAACUACAACACGGGUGUCAUUGCAACCAAAGUCAGGCAACAGAACACCUGCUACAUUUCCAUCAUGAACAGAAGCGAGAUGCCCCGCUUUGAUGACCUGGCCCGCCUGGCACAAGAGAGCAGGGUAAGGUUCCAAAGCAGUGGCAGGUUCCUGGCCAUAGACAUCACUGGGCCAUUUCUUCAUGUGCUUUUUCUUUCUGGACACCAUCAGGUUGUGUCUUGUGGCAGAGUUUCCUGUCUCUCAACAGUAAUGCAGAUUAGGAAUUUGUUGUAGGAAUGCUUUCCCAAAAGAAAGG